UCUUUGUGUAGUGUAUCAAACAGUAUCAAGAAAAGUGUACUUUAUUAUAGUUUAGAGUGAAUUGUGCGAUACAUUUCUUUUUGAAGAAGAUGUAAUUGAUGAUAAAUAAGUGCAGUGACUGCUACAGAGGAAUUUCAUAGUUAUUAAAAAAUUAGGACAGUACAAAAAUGAAAGGAUUUAAUAAACUGUUCCCUAAUAAAGAAGCAUUUAUUAUUUUUUCCUUGUACAUAAUUUUAUUCGUUUUCCAAGGCGUUUUUGUGACUGCUUCGAAAACUGAAAAUGGUGGAUACGAUUACAACACAACACUUGUUGUAUUUCUUUCAGAAUUACUAAAGUUAAUAAUAUCAGCCACAUUUUACACAUUAAAAAGGGAAAAUAAGCCUCAUAUAUUUAAAGCAAUUGUUAUCAAUUACAACCUUCUUUUGCUUUAUUUUAUACCAUCUUUGUUGUAUUGUUUUUACAACAACUUGGCAUUUAUUAAUUUAUCUCAUUAUGACCCGACAUCAUACUAUAUUCUUCUGCAAUUUAGGGUUGUCCUUACUGCAUUACUAUUUCAGUUCCUGUUUAACAAGAAAUUAACAUCUAUGCAAUGGGUCUCUUUAGUCAUAUUAACCUUGGGAUGUAUGAUCAAAAAUUUCGAUGCGGCAACAGUACAAUCUGAUGACGACAGUGAUAUAUGGCUACAAAUUUUUAAUAUUUACUUUUUAUCUAUAAAUUUCCAAAAUUUCUGCUCUUGUUUAGCCGGUACAUACAAUGAAUAUUUAUUAAAAACCAAAGGUUCUAAUGUCGAUAUAUUCUUACAAAAUGUAUUUAUGUAUCUCGAUUCAGUUAUAUGUAACUUAUUUAUUUUAAUGUACAAAGGGGAAUUAGGCAACAUCUUUCGUGAUAUGGAGUCUUUAAAAGAUACAACUGUUGUCUUAAUUACUGUGAACAGUGCCAUAGUUGGGAUAGUAACAAGUUUUUUCUUAAAGAAUUUAAACUCCAUAUUAAAAACAUAUGCAAGCGCUUUGGAACUUAUUAUAACAGCUGUUGUAUGUUAUAUUCUGUUUCAUAUUAUUAUUACGGGAUUCACAAUAUUAUCAAUAUGUCUGGUCAGUGUUGCCGUGGCAAUGUACUUUAAAAAUCCUGUUAACAAUACUAAUAUCUCAAAUGAUAAAGAUAAGCAACCCCUUUUAGAAAUUGUUGCUGACUGAAUAUUAUAUUUUUCUAACAAUUGACCUUUCCAGGUAAUUCUUUUAGUUGUAUUAAAAGUUCAUAUACAAGGCACCAUAGAAAGGUAUUUUUUGUUGUUUUUUCUCCCGCGAUUUAACAAUGUUAUAGUAUUUUUUUUACUGACGUCAUGAAGUUGACACAGUUGCUUAGAGUUACAGAGCUAACUAACCAGAUAGGAUAUUCUGUAUUUGACUGUAACAUUUGCUAAGAUUACAAGGAAAAGUAUUUAACCUUUUGUGAAGUAUGUUUUUUUUUUAUUUGUAUCCGUUUUAAAAUUGUGCGAGUUAAUGAUAAUAAGAUUUGACAAUUACAUACAGACAGUAAACUUUUCAAACACACUAAAAUUAUUUUAAGAUAAUCUUUUUAAAUUCAUUAAUCGCAAAUUUUUUGGAAAGGUCAAAUUGCUCGACUGAUAGGCGAGUGAUAUUUUUGGUAACUAAGGUAAGGAGGCAUCCAGUUCGUAUGAUAAGGUUAGUUAAGUUUAUUGAUUUUUGAAACUCAUGUAUUACGAAAAUAACCAAAGCUGUAAUAAUAUGAACAUAAAAGACAUUGUAGAUUUAUUACUCUUCAUCUCAUCAUAUUAAAUAAUAUUAGGAAACUGCUUAAUUAAAAAAAGUUACCAAAAUAUGUGUCACAUUAACUUUAAUACAUUAUGUAACCAGUAAUAAUAUGUAAAGCCAUAUUGAAUAGUAUAAAAUACAAGUGAAAAUGGAUGACUGUUAAGAUAUUUUAUUUUUGUUUUCAUAAAGGUAUUAAUUUCUUAUUUUGUCUGUUUUUUUUCCAUACAGACAUUGAAGUCGUUAACGAUGUAGAUUUAGUUAUAAUUGAUGUUUUGAAAUCACAAAAAAUAGUUGUUUCGUCAAAAUAUGAUUAACAUAUUAUUCGAAUGAUCGAUGUAAUUUUAUUAUGGCGAAUAUAGUCGACCCUAACCAUGACCCUGUGCGGUUAGACGACCGAAUAACAAAGCCUCACGUUAUUUUGGGGGCAAUGUAGAAAUAUUAAAUAAUACAACAUAAUGUAAUUAUGAAGGUAUUUGUUACUAGGAACAACUACUACUUACUAUUUUACACCGUAAAAUAACUAAACAAAUUCAUUGUGGAAAUAUCCUGUAUCA
This is a messenger RNA of Papilio xuthus (Asian swallowtail), 2326 nucleotides long. RefSeq names its product UDP-galactose transporter senju (gene senju). Gene Ontology annotation, molecular function: pyrimidine nucleotide-sugar transmembrane transporter activity. The transcript has 4 exons. Gene Ontology annotation, cellular component: Golgi membrane. Bases 168 to 1193 code for a protein of 341 amino acids. Lineage: Eukaryota; Metazoa; Arthropoda; Insecta; Lepidoptera; Papilionidae. Gene Ontology annotation, biological process: pyrimidine nucleotide-sugar transmembrane transport. The record is from RefSeq and is a predicted model, not a curated record.